Messenger RNA from Cryptosporidium ubiquitum, 1020 nucleotides. RefSeq lists its product as uncharacterized. Bases 1 to 1020 code for a protein of 339 amino acids. The record is from RefSeq and is a predicted model, not a curated record. The transcript has a single exon. Lineage: Eukaryota; Apicomplexa; Conoidasida; Eucoccidiorida; Cryptosporidiidae.
AUGAGAUUACUUGCCAUUAUAUUUCUCUUUGAACUUAUCUUUAGAGCAACAGCUCAAGAUGUAAUACUCGAAUCUGAAGAGGGUCAUCAAAAUAAGGAUGAUAAUGGAGUUGCAGAUUCAGAAAAUACAAAUGAAGUUACAAAAGUGCCAAAUUUCAUCUUAUUAUGUGCUUUAAUUCCCCAAAUCCCAGGGUGCCCCUGUGAUCCUCUGUUAGAAACUCGUCCAACUUUUUAUGACUUCCUGCCAUCAGAUUGUUCAUGUUAUGACUCACAACAGAGUGGAUUUUCUAGUCCUCCUUGUUUCUGCUCAAAACCAGAUUCUGAUGAAUGUAAGUGUUUGAGUGGAUUAAGUAGUUUGGAUGAAGAACAUGACAGAAUGUGCAUUGUCUCACCAUUAACUUAUGUAACUCCAUAUGCAAAUUGCACUUCUUUCUUAAACCCAUUAGGAGAAGAGGGUUUAUGUAGCGGAGAUUCUGAGCUUUCAGAACAUUGUGUGACAUUAAGAUCUUGCAGAAGACUAACUCCUAUAUCUAUUGAGGAGAGUUCAAUUCAGGACAAAUGCGUCGCAGAUCCUGAAUCAGAAGGUUGCCCAUGUUCAGCAGAUCAGCAAAUUACUGAUGAGGACGCUCUUAUUUGUAGCUGCUACAAAAACAACAAGAAUCCUGGUUGUCCAUGUGAUGUUCAACCAGAUUCUCCAAUUUGUGGAAAGUUCAUUGAGUUACUUACAAAACCAACUUCAAGCAGUACAACUACAACUUCCGAGCCUUUGGAAACAAAGAGCUCUAAAGAAGCUGAGUCCACCUUAAAAUCUAGCGAAAACGAGAAAAAAGAUUCUGUUAAGAAGUCUGAUGAAGAGAAAACUACAGAAGUAGAUGACAUUGUCCCACACAAUAAGACUAUCAUGAAAGAUGUAGGAACUGAUACUGAAAAAGAUGAACCAUCUCUUGCCUUUAAGAUCUCAACAGAUCUUUACAAACCAGUUAUUUUUGUUUUGUUAUCAAUAUUCAUUCUCCAAGCCUAA